Messenger RNA from Aspergillus pseudotamarii, 1083 nucleotides. RefSeq names its product WW domain-containing protein. The record is from RefSeq and is a predicted model, not a curated record. Bases 64 to 933 code for a protein of 289 amino acids. Gene Ontology annotation, molecular function: protein binding. The transcript has a single exon. Lineage: Eukaryota; Fungi; Ascomycota; Eurotiomycetes; Eurotiales; Aspergillaceae.
UCUGCACUUCUGCCACGGCUCUGACGCACACUCUUUUUAGGGAAAAAGAAGUGCUAAUCAAAAAUGUCCGAGACACCCCCAAAACACGCAACUGACAAUCCGUCAGCAUCCCCGUCGGAGGGGCGAAAUGACCCAGUGACCCAGGAAGAAAACAGCCCAGAAGGAGACCGGACAGAGACACAGGCACCAGAUAGGCCCAAGGAGGACACAAGGGAAAGACAACAACAAAAAGGCAAAGAGCGCGAGGGAAAGGAAGAAGUAAAUAAAGAAAACGCCUCUGAGCGUGAGGACGGUCAAGAGGAGGAAGGAGAAGCUCCAGCGCCACCAUUACCAGAUGAAGAGGUCCCACCACCGCUUCCCAACGAGGCUCCUCCCGGUGAUGACGAUGGGUGGGAACCUGUCUGGGAUGCCAACGUUGGAGCGUACUACUUCUAUAACCGCUACACGGGCGUGUCGCAGUGGGAUAACCCGCGCGUGCCGGAGGCGGCGGCGGAGCCAGCAGGUCCUCCUGGCGUAGAGGCCAGCGCUCCAUCCACGGAGAAGGCCGCGCCCGUGGUAGGUGGCUAUAACCCUGCCAUCCACGGUGACUACGAUCCGACGGCUCCGUACGCCCAGCAGUAUGAGCAGCCGCCCGAGGAUACAUCUGCCGUGGCUCCGGGUACGGAUCACUACGCUGCGGUUGGAGCGUUCAACCGGUUCACCGGGCGAUGGCAGGAUGCAUCACAGAACCCCGAGAACCAUAAUGAUCAGAAUAAAUCCUACCGGCAGAUGAAUGCCUUCUUUGAUGUGGACGCUGCGGCCAAUAGCCAUGAUGGACGGAGCCUGCGGGCAGAGCGGAGCGCUAAAAAGCUCACCAAAAAGGAACUGAAAAUGUUCAAGGAGAAACGGAGAGAGAAGAAGGAGGAAAAGCGAAGGGCAUGGCUACGCGAUUGACCGGAUUCAAUCCACAGACGAUGUCUUGUCAUUGAGAUACCUUUUGUUUUAUAUGGACGGGCUUGGGCGUUUGUACUGUAGUUCAUGGGUCGCAUAUGAUAGAGCAGCGUGUACUUCAAUUUCUUACAAUAAAUGUAACAUAUUCAUCUG